This is a messenger RNA of Triticum urartu, 907 nucleotides long. Lineage: Eukaryota; Viridiplantae; Streptophyta; Magnoliopsida; Poales; Poaceae. The record is from RefSeq and is a predicted model, not a curated record.
ACUUGGUGUUGAUUCAAGCAUGGGCAAACACUAGUCUGGAUGCGGUGACCGGGACCGAUCAGAAUUCAAGUACAUAUUGGGGUAGGAUUUCAGAUCACUACGACGCUCACAAAAAACCGUCAUGGCCGGAGCGUGGUUCUAAUGGACUCACUUGUCGUUACAACGUUAUUUCAGCGCUCACAAGCAAGUUCUGUGCAUGUAUUCAACAGAUAUUAAAUAGAAAUUGCAGCGGAAUGACUCUCUCUGAUAAGGUAUGCAUCUAUCUUCUAAUUCGCUUCUAAUAUACCAUGUGUUGUAUGGAAGUGUUAACUCUUCAUUUCCUUUUUCAGGAAAGAGAUGCACACCGCAUGUACAUUGAACUGGAUGAGAAAAAGAAGCCAUUUACAUUAAUGCAUUGCUACAUAGAGUUUGAGAUGUAUCCAAAGUGGCAGACACGUCCGCUUCCUCAGAAGAAACAAAAGAAGACCUCGGAUGCAAGUCCGGGUACAACCUCCAACGAUGAAGACUUCAGCGCAUGCACUGAUGCUCUUGAAGAAGAGCUAAGACCUCCUGGUACGAAGCAUGACAAGAAUGAACGUUUGAGGAAAGGUAAAACUUCUGAAUCCAAUGAUAGUGGUUGCAAGUUAUCAUUAGAAAGUGUGUGGGCACAGAAGAUAGAGAAGGAUGAUAUCAAAGAGGCCACAAAAAUUGCUCGCUACGCGAGAGCUUUUGAAUUGCAAGAGAAGCAGAUUGCAUUGCAAGAGAAGGAGGAUGCACGGAAACAGUUUGAAUUAGAUGAGAAAAUCAUGCUCAUGGACACAUCUCAUAUGAGUGAUGCACAGAAGCAAUUCUACAAGAAUAAACAAGAUGAGAUCAUUGCUCGCUGCCAGAACACAUCUGGUUGACCUUCAUUUGUUGUUCUGUCUAC